AUGGCACUUUGUGGUGUGUGUUCGACUCCAAGUCUCCGGAAUCUGGAAGUGUUGCAAUCAGCUAAGAACUCGAACACUGGUUUAAAACGGAACAGGAGGCUAUGGCAGCUCAAAACUACAAAACCUGCAACAUUUCGUUGCUCGUCGUCCUUAAAAUCUCCAUCGUCUAAUGUGGAGAUGGAGGAGGAGGAUGUUCAGAGUAAUCAUCCAUCAGUGUCAAUGGAGGAUGAGUCAGCACACGUGAAGCAGUUCAAGUGGAAUGAUUUCAAGAUCCUUGAUCGUGUUAGCAUCGGUCAUGGCGGUCGAUGCCAUGGAAGUUUCUCGAUUAGGCACUGGCUUCAACAAUCUGAUUGGCUUCCAACAUUAGAAGCUACUCUCGCACUAGAUGAAGAAUCCUUUAGAAGGGUUGGGGAUGAUACAACUGGAGGGCCUGCGGUUUCAAGGCAGUUGAGACUCAUCCGUAUACUAAUGAGGGAUAUUUUAAUCGGAGUCAAUUACUUGCACAGCCAUGGUCUUGCUCACACUGAACUGAGAUUGGAGAAUGUACAUAUUAGCCCUGUGGAUAGACAUAUCAAAGUAGGGAUUCUCGGAAAUGCUGCAGACUUUUACGAAUAUGGUACAAGUAAUAGCAGCGCUUACAGUACCAUGGACAGACGACAAAUGAUGAUAGCAUUUGACAUGAGAUGUGUUGGAUUCAUGAUGGCAAAAAUGGUACUUCAAGAACUGAUGGAUCCAAUAAUCUUUGCGAAACUGAAGUCUUUCCUCGCAAAGGGGAAUGAUCCUUCCUCUCUACGUGAGUUCUUCGUGACGACGCUCAAUACAAACUCUGAAUCUGGAAAUACAGGAGUGCAAAUACUUGAUAGAAACUGGGGAGCAGGUUGGCAUCUUUUAUCUUCACUGAUUGCUACCAGACCUUCCAAAAGAAUAAGUUGCUUGGAUGCUCUUAAACAUCCGUUUCUAUGUGGACCAAGAUGGCGUGUUGCUCCAUCAAUGGAUAUCAUCAGAUGGGGCCUUGGAUCAACCGCAGUAAGGAUCUCAGAAGAAUACAUUUACCGCAUGCCUCAGCGACAAAGACUUGCCCAUUUCAUUGAACUAAUGGAGAUGCUAAACCCAUUGUUGGUUGGAGCUUUUACCUGGGAAAUGGCGUCUGUUAUACUCAACGGGAAAGCACAUAGGACUAACUCUGCGUCAGCCCUCUACGUGCUACAUGAACUAAAUCUUUCUGGUUUUGGUUGCAGUUGCUUGGAUGCUCUUAAACAUCCGUUUCUAUGUGGACCAAGAUGGCGUGUUGCUCCAUCAAUGGAUAUCAUCAGAUGGGGCCUUGGAUCAACCGCAGUAAGGAUCUCAGAAGAAUACAUUUACCGCAUGCCUCAGCGACAAAGACUUGCCCAUUUCAUUGAACUAAUGGAGAUGCUAAACCCAUGUCCAAAGCCAAAUUGUUGGUUGGAGCUUUUACCUGGGAAAUGGCGUCUGUUAUACUCAACGGGAAAGCACAUAGGACUAACUCUGCGUCAGCCCUCUACGCGUGCCUUAAUAGGCAACGUUCACUUAACAGUAACACGAGCUCCAGAAGCCAACAACGCUUCACUAUCCUUUACCUCUGAUAUAGGCUUCACCGCCAUAACCAGCAAAGACUGGCCACACAACAAAACCGGAGCCACGGGGAAACUACAAACGCUCUCUCAGUUCAGACUAGUAGCCGGAAAAAGACUCUACCUCAAAGAAGAGAAGAAGAACAUUGGCAAGUUCUCAAUGGGGGAGCCAGACGCUGAAGAAGGUCUAGUGGAGAAACUAGAAACCAAGAGAUGGAAAAAAGUCGUGCCUUUCAAGGAGUUUCCGUCGAGUCUUCCUGUAGCGAAGCUCGUCUCUGGAGAGAUCGAAGUGACGAUGAGCAUGAAUGAUCGUGUGGAAUCGCCUGGGAAUGUGAUUGGAGAAGUUAGGAAGCAGAUUCCGCAGGAGAUGUUCGAUUUGUCUAAGCUUGUGUGUGGUACGUAUAUAGAUAGUAGGUUGCUUGUACUUAGGUGUGUGAAUGGUUCGGCAUUGUUGUUCACAAGGUCAAGUUUUGACCAUAAGUCUAUGUAG
Molecule: messenger RNA, 2082 nt
Organism: Microthlaspi erraticum
Lineage: Eukaryota; Viridiplantae; Streptophyta; Magnoliopsida; Brassicales; Brassicaceae
Source: the annotation of a GenBank genome assembly